Messenger RNA from Trematosphaeria pertusa, 1152 nucleotides. RefSeq names its product brix domain-containing protein 2. The record is from RefSeq and is a predicted model, not a curated record. The coding region runs from base 100 to 1029 and encodes 309 amino acids. Gene Ontology annotation, molecular function: rRNA binding. The transcript has 6 exons. Gene Ontology annotation, cellular component: nucleolus. Gene Ontology annotation, biological process: rRNA processing; ribosomal large subunit assembly. NCBI's taxonomy places the organism in Eukaryota, Fungi, Ascomycota, Dothideomycetes, Pleosporales, Trematosphaeriaceae.
UACGGGACGCUUGGCAAAAGUUCUCGAACUUCACAUUUCCUGAGCCGCACUCCAGCAGUGCUCGACCGCCAUUGGGGACACAGCACCACGCGAGCAGUCAUGUCUCUAUACAAGAACCUGUCCGGCACGAGUAGCCACGAGAAGGAUGCAGCCACUGAGAAGAGAAAUCGGCAAAGAGUUCUCAUUCUUAGCUCGCGGGGCGUAACCUUCCGCCAUCGUCACCUGCUUCAGGACCUUUACUCGCUCAUGCCCCAUAGCCGGAAGGAGGCCAAGCUAGACACCAAAACCAAACUCUACCAGCUCAAUGAACUCGCCGAGCUGUACAACUGCAAUAAUGUCCUCUUUUUCGAAGCGAGAAAAGGAAAGGAUCUCUAUUGCUGGAUGAGCAAAGCCCCGAAUGGUCCAACGGUGAAAAUGCACCUCCAGAACUUGCACACCAUGGAAGAAUUGAACUUCAUUGGCAACUGUUUGAAGGGGUCGCGACCGGUCCUCUCCUUCGAUGCCACCUUCGAUAAGCACGCUCACCUUAGAGUGAUUAAAGAACUUCUUACUCAGAUCUUUGGUGUGCCUAAGACGUCUCGAAAGACAAAGCCUUUCGUCGACCACGUUCUUGGCUUCACUGUCGCCGCCGGGAAGAUAUGGAUCCGCUGUUAUCAGAUCAACGAGUCGGAGCCUGGCAAAAAGAAGUCCGCUGCCAACGGAGAAGAGAUGGACGUUGGCCCCGCCCCCAAAAAGAAGGGAAAGACGGAUUUCGACGUCAGUCUGGUCGAAAUAGGCCCUCGGUUUGUACUCACCCCCAUCGUCAUACAGGAAAGUUCUUUUGGCGGACCCAUCAUCUACGAGAACAAGGAGUUUGUCUCCCCAAACCAGAUCAGAUCAGAUCUGAGGAGAGCCAAGGCCGGCAAAUUCAACAGGCGGACAGAGGCAAUCAGAGAGGGAAAGAUCAAGCUCGCAGAUCUAGGCCUCGCCACUCAUGGUGGACGCAAGAAAGAGAAGGAUUCUCUGAGCGACCAAGUGCUCUUUGCGUAGGCCACGCACAGGAAUCACUCAAGCAAAACCACGGCGUUCAAGGGAUCAGGGUACCAUUCGGGUGUGGACAUAAAGCGCGGGCUGGGUCAUUCUUCUUCAAUUCGUCGUAUUUACUAUGCUGCA